This is a messenger RNA of Danaus plexippus (monarch butterfly), 1386 nucleotides long. RefSeq names its product gustatory receptor for sugar taste 64a-like. Gene Ontology annotation, biological process: sensory perception of chemical stimulus; detection of chemical stimulus involved in sensory perception of taste. Gene Ontology annotation, cellular component: membrane. Lineage: Eukaryota; Metazoa; Arthropoda; Insecta; Lepidoptera; Nymphalidae. Gene Ontology annotation, molecular function: taste receptor activity. The record is from RefSeq and is a predicted model, not a curated record. The coding region runs from base 1 to 1386 and encodes 461 amino acids. The transcript has 9 exons.
AUGGUAUUCCCGAAUUUGGACCAUUGCGGCCCUUCCUCUGAUUCUGUCAAAUUAGUUGUCAUUUAUUCAGUUUGUUUUACCAAAGAACAAGGUUUCCUUGCUGCCUACAGUCUUUUUUAUGCUAUAGGGGGCAACCGAGCAGACGGCCUACCUGAUGGAGGUAGUACCGUCGCCUACGGACAUCGACAGCGUAGAUUUGGGGUUGGGUUGCCACCCUCGAUUAGGGAAGAGGGGGAGGAAAAAGUGGGAAAGGGAAAGAAAAGGGAAGGGGGUUUCGUGUCCGUCAUGGAGGCUAUAUUUAAUAAGGCGAAAUGGUUUGGUAUUCCAACAUACGGAGGUAAUUUGGCAGUUUUCUGGACAAUAGUCAUGCUUGCAACGCUGUCUAUAAUAGAAGUUGCAGCUGUAUGGAAAUUGGCCCGACUUCUGACAAAAUCUGCUGGUCGUAAUGUGUCAGCAACACUCUCUGGAUCCAUUUUUUAUGGAAAUGCUCUGCUUUCAUUGAUGAUUUCUUGGAAGUUUGUUAAAUCAUGGAAAUCAUCAACAAGCUACUGGAUACGAAUAGAAUCAAGGGCUAGUUUUCUUUUACCGAAUAGUUCUAUUAGAAGAAAAGUAAAUUUUGUUAGUCUUUUUGUAGCUAUCUCAGCAACUGUGGAGCACAUUCUAAGCAUGAUAUCAGCUACAGGCGCAGAUUGCCCUCCUGAAGAUUAUUUCGAGCGGUAUAUAUUAACAUCGCACGGAUUUUUAAUACAUGAUUACGAAUAUUCUUUGUGGCUGGCUAUACCAAUAUUUAUUAUGAGUAAAUCUGCAACCAUACUUUGGAACUUCCAAGACCUUAUCAUAAUCCUUAUGAGCAUGGGUCUGUCGUCUCGUUAUCACAGACUCAACAAUUUUGUCAAAGAAGUUGUAGAAUCCGAGAACGAGGUCUUGGCUGUGAAAAAAUUGGCCACAGGUUUUCACCUUCGAGUAGACGUGUGGCGACGUAUCAGACAAGCUUUCGUUCAGCAAUCAGCGCUUGUACGUAAAGUUGAUACAGAGCUCGGAGCGCUUAUACUGUUGUCCAACUUGAAUAAUCUGUAUUUCAUAUGUUUGCAGCUGUUUUUGGGUAUAAGAUCUAUAGAGGGCACAUUAAUAAACAGGAUUUAUUACUUUUACUCAUUGGGUUGGUUGCUUUUGAGAGCUAGUAGCGUUGUGUUGGCAGCUGCCGAAAUCAACCUCCACUCGCAAAAGGCAUUGCCGUUCCUUUCUUCAUUUCCUACCUAUGCUUAUAACAUCGAGAUAAAAAGACUUAUAUCCCAGUUGAAUAACGAUCAAAUAUCUCUUAAUGGUAUGGGAUUUUUUGCUCUGAAACGACAGAAGCUUUUAGAGGUUUGUUCAUUUUUGUUAUGA